AUGCAGCUACUGCUAUCAUCUUCGAUGGACAAGACAGUUAGGCUGUGGGACUUGGAGACAAGAAGCUGUUUAAAGAUUCCUACUUCUGAUGAGUAUGGUUUGGCAGUCACUUGUGUACAGUUCAAUCCAGUAGAUGAAGAUUAUUUCAUCAGUGGUUCACUUGAUGGAAAGGUCCGAAUUUGGAGCAUACCUGAUCGUCAGGUUGUCAACUGGACAGAUCUCCAUGAGAUGGUUACAGCUGCUUGCUACACUCCUGAUGGCCAGGGUGCAAUCAUCGGCUCGCAUAAAGGGAUCUGUCAUUUGUAUACUAUAGAUGACUGCAAAUUGGAACAGAAAGAUCUUAUUGAUAUUCAAUGCAAGAAAAAGUCUCAAGCGAAAAAAAUAACAGGUUUUCAGUUCUCCCCGCAGAAUGCAUCGGAAGUGCUCAUUACUUCAGCUGAUUCUCAGAUUCGAGUCUAUAAUGGAACAGAGCUCGUACAAAAACUUAAAGGAAUCCAAGUAACAACACCAUUGGUGACAGGAUUUCGAAAUACUAGCAGCCAAAUAUUAGCUCAAUUCACAGCAAAUGGAAGAUAUGUCAUAAGCGCAAGCGAAGAUUCUCAGGUCUAUAUCUGGAAACUUAAAGAUUCAAAAAAUGAAGGAGGUGGGAAAAGCAGUAGGACUACCAUCCAGACAUAUGAGCACUUCCCAUGUAAAGAUGUUUUGGCUGCAAUUGCAUGGCCUGGCAGCAUAAAAAUUGAGCCACCAAUUGUAGACAUAAAUUCCAAAAGGCAGUCCAAACACUCCAGUGCAACACAACCAUGUUCCACAAGCAGUUCUCCAACCCAAGAAGACAACAAGGCUGGUGAAAUCAGCAAGAGGCAUUUGCCUCCACUUCCUAAGAAAAGCAAAGUACUCGAGAAAAGUCCAAGCUACACGGAAGAGGACUUUGCCCAAUCUGCUCGAAUAGACUCUGAAAAUGAUAUCAAUGAGUCAUUUGGUUCAUCCUCUUCAUUGAUUAGGCAUGGUGACUCACCUUCCAUUUCUGCUUCUGGGACUGCUGGAUCUCAACCCUGGUCCUCAUCUUGGUCCUUGUUCGAUGGUAGCAGUAGCCAUGGAAGCCAAACCGUCCAAGCAACGGCAUGGGGCCUGGUCAUCAUAACAGCAAAUGUGGGAGGACAGAUCAGGGUUUAUCAAAAUUUUGGGUUGCCUCUCAAAGUCAGUAGACAAACCUAUCUCUUCCUGUCAUAGAUAUUUGCUAUAAGAUGGGAACAAAUCCCAGCAAGAAUCCUGUACUUUAGUAAACAAAAUUGUUGAUCCCAAAGGCGACGCAAGGAUUGAGAUUAAUGACAUUGUAUGAAUAUGUAAUAAGAUCAUAAAGAUAAAACAAGAUUUUAAGUAAAGAAAUCAAAGAAAGUUAAGCAGAGGAAACGAUAUUUUAUUAUAACGAUGAUAUGGAGAGAAAGUUACAACAUAGCAAUUCUGGUUUGAACUAAACUAAAAGAAGAGUUCACUAUUUAUAGGUACAUACCAUACCAUAAAGAUGGAAAUAAUAUGAAAUAAUGAUAGGGCCGGCCCUUGAGCCAAGCCACCUAGCCAACCGCCUAGAGCUUCCAAAUUUUGGCUUGGGCCCAAGGCCUCAAAAUCCAUAUUAAUUCCAAAAUGAAAAAAAUGGUUUGGGGCCUUUGGGUUUUAGGAGUCUACAUAAACAACCGUGAACUACCUCCCUCACUCCUCAAGACUUUUUAUCUUUUCAAUUUGAGAAUUAUUCCACUUCCUCUCAAAUUCAGAAAUUCUCAAAUCUCAAUCCUCUGCUUCGGUUCGGUGCUUCCAGAAUCCGGAAUUCUCUAGGGCCUCCAAGCUUCCAUUUCCACGGACCAGUGUCAAUGGACAAAAAUUCGAAAUCUACCGCGAAAACCCCCAGUUUCUCCGCCUCUCGCACUCGCAUAGUCGCACGCCAGUCUGUCCUGUGCCAGAUUCCUUUUUUUCUUUUUUUUUUAUCUUAUCAGGUCCUUGGUUUUGGUAAGCAGCCUUAUAUG
Molecule: messenger RNA, 2018 nt
Organism: Olea europaea var. sylvestris
Lineage: Eukaryota; Viridiplantae; Streptophyta; Magnoliopsida; Lamiales; Oleaceae
Exons: 6
Coding region: 1-1230 (409 amino acids)
Molecular function (GO): protein binding
Source: RefSeq, a predicted model, not a curated record